Messenger RNA from Anopheles marshallii, 1773 nucleotides. Its product is annotated as zinc finger protein 260-like. Gene Ontology annotation, cellular component: nucleus. The record is from RefSeq and is a predicted model, not a curated record. The transcript has 6 exons. Bases 1 to 1773 code for a protein of 590 amino acids. Gene Ontology annotation, molecular function: zinc ion binding. NCBI's taxonomy places the organism in Eukaryota, Metazoa, Arthropoda, Insecta, Diptera, Culicidae.
AUGGAGCAAAACUUGAAUUGUAAUGCUACAGGAACGGUUUGUCGGUUUUGUCUUUCAAAUAGUGAUGGAUUACAAAGUAUUUUCGAUCACGAAGCCAUUGAUAUUCCAGCUAUUGUGAAAAUGAUCACGAAUUUAGAGGUAUCUGAAAAUGAUCCUUUUUCUAAGGUUGCUUGUAAUCCGUGCAUUGGUAUUAUGAAGCACAUAAAAGAGUUCCGAGAGAAAUGUCUCUCAUCGUUCCAGAAAUCAGAACACAAGCUUCUCGUGUUCGAAGAAACGUGUCUUUCGAAAGAUGAACAAUUGCACGUGGAAUUUAUAAAAUGUGAAACGCCAGGAAAAGACAAUGGUUGUAAUAGUUACGAACAAGAGGACAUAAUUUCAAAUCGUACGGAUACGGAACAUGAGGAUGAUGAAGAACCCAUCAAAGUGGAUGACCAAAAUAAUCGGAAUGAUUGCCAAAGCUCAACUGAAUCUGUAAAAUAUAUUUUUUUUAAAUCUCCUAUCCACGAAAAAGUUGGAUGCACUAGUUGCAAGAAAUGCGGCGAAUAUUUUGCCGGGGGUAAACAAAUGUUGUCCUUCCACAUGAAAAGCGAUCAUGCUGAUGAUGGCGGAUUGCCCAAAAUACGGCAGUGUUUCUACUGCCCUAAAGCGUAUUCCUCAUACCAGCUGCUGAAGUACCAUUUAAACUUUCAUCCACAAAAAAUGUGGCAAUGUCCUCAGUGUGACAAGCGCAUCCACAACAAAGCCAUCUUCAUCGACCACCUUCGAAUACAUGCAAAUGAACGUUAUUACGUUUGCAAGGAAUGCGGCAAACGGUUUACAGCGUUGAAAUAUCUGUCCUCCCAUAGUCGAUUGCAUAAGCGGAAUAUAGUGAGCGAUAAAAUUGCGGAGACUUCUCAGGAAAAAAGGAUGCAAUCUGAUCAACUUACUACUGACACUGAAUCGAACAAUUUGCCCCAGAAACAAUCGCAAAUGGAUUCUAUGUACUCCCAUGAUCAUAAUAUAGAGGAUACAUCAUAUCGGACAAAAACUAAUAUAUCAGAGAUGUACGAAUGUGAGCUGUGUGGUAAAAAGCUAAAAACUAAAUCGAAUUAUACUAAUCAUCGUAAAAUGCAUACGCGAAAAGAUAGUAAUGGAAUGCAAAAUAUCGUACCCACAACUUGUAGUGGAAUUGCACAGCGAAGGGUGUAUCUUUGCAACAUAUGUGGCCAUAACUGUGGCUCUUCCAGCAAUUUGGGAGUACAUUUGCGACGCCAUAACGGGCAAAGCGUUUGUGAGUGUUCGGUUUGUGGAAAAGGAUUUCCCCGACGAUCGGAUCUUGUUAUGCAUAUGCGUAAGCAUACGGGUGAAAAACCUUUCAUCUGUACUACUUGUGGGCGUGGAUUUUCGCGGUUGGAUAAGUUACGUAUUCAUAUCCGUACGCAUACUGGGGAAAAACCGUACAAAUGUCCUUGUGGUCGAGCAUAUUCACAGAAAAAUGAUCUUAAAACACACCAAAAACGUAACAGUUGUGGGCAAAAUUUUGAUAUCACAAAAUUACAGGCUUCGUACCCACGAACGAUUUGCAUAAAAUCACCAAAACACACGGAACCUGAUGUUGUCAUUGAAUCACAUACACAAAAUGCAAAUGAACGUGAUCUAAAUUUAAUACCGGUGGCAUAUUCAGCUAGUGCGACAUCGUCUGAUAUGUUGGAGACGGAUUCGGUGGUAGAUAUGAUGUUUCCAGUAAAUUGGAAUAGUUGCAGUUCAGUGCAUGAGUUCCAGAGUCAAAAAUAG